AUGAAAAAGAGUCGUGAAAGUGAUGUCGUUGAAAGCCUUAAGCCUCCUGUUCCUGAGAGGCCGAAAUUGGUGUCCAAGAACCUGCAAACAAAAGAUGUCCUGGAUGAAAACCUGAAAGAAAAGAACAGGGAAAGAAAUAAUAAAGGAAGUGGAAAAGACGGUGGUUACCAUUCCAGCGGGACGAAGGAAAUUAAAAUCGACCUGGACGACGUUGAAAGAGGAAUUUUAAUCAACGAUGCUCCUCGAUCUGAGAUGAAACCUUCUUGCUUAAACCUGGGUUACGAAGAUGACAAGGAGGAAGAAGAAAGUGACGAUGUCAACACGUCAUUUCAUCAAAAUGAACGGCGAAAGUGGUCGGUUACGUCGGUGAUGGUGUUACCUUCGAUCAGUAUUGCCCAUUUUUCCAAAGAAAAAGAGCUCACUCCCGCUGAGCCUUUGAGAAACGUCGAAGAAAAGAUCACCAUCGAGAAAGAAGAAGGCAGCUGUGAGGGCAAGGAAGAUGAUGAAGAAGACCUUUCUGGGAAAGAAGUUCUUUGUUAUGCGUGGCAGAUUGCUAAGGGGAUG
This is a messenger RNA of Porites evermanni, 564 nucleotides long. The record is from the annotation of a GenBank genome assembly. Lineage: Eukaryota; Metazoa; Cnidaria; Anthozoa; Scleractinia; Poritidae.